AUGGCCUUGCCCUUUGCUUUACUGAUGGCCCUGAUGGUGCUCAACUGCAAGUCAAUCUGUUCUCUCGGCUGUGAUCUGCCUCAGACUCACAGCCUGAGUAACAGGAGGACUUUGAUGAUCAUGGCACAAAUGGGAAGAAUCUCUCCUUUCUCCUGCCUGAAGGACAGACAUGACUUUGGAUUUCCCCAGGAGGAGUUUGAUGGCAACCAGUUCCAGAAGGCUCAAGCCAUCUCUGUCCUUCUUGAGAUGAUCCAGCAGACCUUCAAUCUCUUCAGCACAAAGGACUCAUCUGGUACUUGGGAUGAGACACUUCUAGACAAAUUCUACACUGAACUUUACCAGCAGCUGAAUGACCUGGAAGCCUGUAUGAUGCAGGAGGUUGGAGCGGAAGACACUCCUCUGAUGAAUGUGGACUCUCUCUUGGCUGUGAGAAAAUACUUUCAAAGAAUCACUCUCUAUCUGGCAGAGAAGAAAUACAGCCCUUGUGCAUGGGAGGUUGUUAGAGCAGAAAUCAUGAGAUCCUUCUCUUUAUCAACAAACUUGCAAGAAAGAUUAAGGAGGAAGGAAUGAAAACUGUUCAACAUGGAAAUGA
This is a messenger RNA of Pongo pygmaeus (Bornean orangutan), 592 nucleotides long. Its product is annotated as interferon alpha-5. The transcript has a single exon. Bases 1 to 570 code for a protein of 189 amino acids. NCBI's taxonomy places the organism in Eukaryota, Metazoa, Chordata, Mammalia, Primates, Hominidae. The record is from RefSeq and is a predicted model, not a curated record. Gene Ontology annotation, molecular function: cytokine receptor binding. Gene Ontology annotation, cellular component: extracellular region. Gene Ontology annotation, biological process: defense response.